Molecule: messenger RNA, 711 nt
Organism: Penicillium chermesinum
Lineage: Eukaryota; Fungi; Ascomycota; Eurotiomycetes; Eurotiales; Aspergillaceae
Exons: 1
Coding region: 1-711 (236 amino acids)
Source: RefSeq, a predicted model, not a curated record
AUGAUUGAUGUUUCGCCAUUAAUUCACCGUCUGAGAGGGCUCACUGAAGCCGUUGACCACUUCCACGCCGAACCAAAUGCAGAGAACCUCGAUGCUAUAUGGAACAAUGGCGGUCCUACAAAGCUUCUCCGGGAGCUAGUUACGUCCCAUGCUGUGUCGUUUACGAAGGAUGACGUGAAUUUGUGGAAACCGACCCAACAACUACCAUCAGAGCACUCUCUUGAGUCGUCUUGGAGCGGCAUCACUGCCACCAUGGAGCUUUAUAUGCACAGUGUGCUCAACAUUCUCAAUAGAGGCGAACCAAUUGAGUUCCAACUGCUCUACCAUGUCGCUUUGAUCACUAAAGAGGACAUAUGGAACACCCGCGACGAUAUGGAGGGGAACCAUGGAACCCGGCGCCAAUCACUUUGGUUAUGGAAAGUCUUCAUAGGGCUCUUGGCUUUGAGCAAGCGCCAAAACAGCCUUAUGGCUCGCCAGAUGAAGCCUGGGUCGGAUCGGCCUAUAGAGUCUCCAUCAAAGGCACAUAUCGGAGUAAUCUAUGAAUGGCUUUGUGAUUGUGCGCGUGGCUGGAGUAUGACCACGAAAAUAAGACUCUGGAAAGAUGUCAAGGCUGUGCUAACGACAAUUACCUGGCCAAUUGAGCUACCGGGUGAUGUGAGUGAUCAUGUUGCAAACGUAUGGAACAAGAGCAUCCUAGAACGUGAUGCAUAA